This is a messenger RNA of Nilaparvata lugens (brown planthopper), 2507 nucleotides long. Its product is annotated as heat shock protein 60A. Gene Ontology annotation, biological process: mitochondrial unfolded protein response; apoptotic mitochondrial changes; protein import into mitochondrial intermembrane space. Bases 401 to 2110 code for a protein of 569 amino acids. The record is from RefSeq and is a predicted model, not a curated record. The transcript is spliced from 10 exons. Lineage: Eukaryota; Metazoa; Arthropoda; Insecta; Hemiptera; Delphacidae. Gene Ontology annotation, cellular component: mitochondrial inner membrane; mitochondrial matrix. Gene Ontology annotation, molecular function: ATP binding; ATP-dependent protein folding chaperone; protein-folding chaperone binding.
AUUAUAAAUUUGUAAUGCGUAGAGACAAGUCAUAAGAAGAAGUAGCCGAAGGUAUAUAUCAUUUUCUAAUGAUAAAAUAUCAUUUUUUUAAUGAUACAAGUGUAUUUUAAAAAUAAAAAAGCAUUGAUUCUUACCAUCUUCAUGAUAUUCAAAUUUGAGUAGAAACUCAGUUCAAGAACAAGAAUCCUCAUUCACUCUCAUCUCUUGGCUUGCUCUUUUCUUUUUCACUUGUUCUUGUUUCAUGAACAUGUGCUAAUCUGCUGAUGUAACUCAAUUUCAAUUUUCGAAUCAUAUUUCAAACAAUUUACAAAAAUAUUCAUCUACUAAAAAUUUUAUUCUAAAACUCUGUGUUGAAAAGUUAGUAUUAUUGUUCAUCUGCGCUUCAGUAAUAAUUCUUAAGAUGUACAGGUUACCGCUUGCUCUCCGUUCCACGGCCAUGAGACAUCUCAACCGCAAUUAUGCCAAAGACGUUCGUUUUGGUCCGGAAGUGCGAGGUCUCAUGCUCCAAGGUGUUGACAUUCUGGCUGAUGCUGUUGCCGUCACAAUGGGCCCAAAAGGAAGAAAUGUAAUUCUGGAACAAUCGUGGGGAAGCCCCAAGAUAACCAAGGAUGGUGUAACAGUCGCUAAGGGUGUGGAGCUGAAGGAUAAGUUCCAGAAUAUCGGCGCCAAACUGGUUCAAGAUGUUGCCAAUAACACAAACGAAGAGGCAGGCGAUGGCACGACAACUGCGACCGUAUUGGCCCGCGCCAUUGCCAAGGAAGGAUUCGAUAAAAUUAGCAAAGGAGCCAAUCCCAUCGAAAUCAGAAGGGGUGUGAUGCUAGCUGUCGACGCCAUAAAGGAACAUCUGAAAGCACUAUCAAAGCCCGUUACAACACCUGAAGAAAUAGCACAGGUCGCUACUAUAUCUGCCAAUGGUGAUAAGGCUAUCGGUGAACUCAUCUCGGCCGCUAUGAAAAAGGUUGGAAAGGAGGGUGUUAUUACUGUUAAAGACGGUAAAACUCUGGAAGACGAACUGGAAGUUAUAGAAGGAAUGAAAUUCGAUAGAGGAUACAUAUCGCCCUACUUCAUCAACACAUCUAAAGGAGCCAAGGUGGAAUUUCAAGAUGCUCUGGUUUUACUGAGUGAAAAGAAGAUCAGCAGCAUCCAAAGUAUCAUUCCUGCCCUGGAGCUAGCCAAUUCUCAGAGGAAACCUCUCGUGAUCAUUGCCGAGGAUGUCGACGGCGAAGCGCUCAGCACAUUGGUCGUCAACAGACUGAAAAUCGGACUGCAAGUAGCGGCGGUGAAGGCGCCCGGCUUUGGCGACAACCGCAAGAGUACGCUGCAGGACAUGGCGAUUGCGACCGGCGGCAUCGUGUUUGGCGACGAGGGCGCCAACCUCAAGCUCGAGGACCUCACACCCACCGACCUCGGCCAGGUCGGCGAAGUGCUCAUCACUAAGGACGACACUCUGCUCUUGAAGGGAAAAGGCAAAAAGUCAGACAUUGAUAGAAGAGCUGAACAACUCAGGGAUCAAAUCCAAGAAACAACAUCUGAGUACGAACGUGAGAAGCUGCAAGAAAGGUUGGCCAGACUGGCGUCUGGUGUUGCCGUUCUCAAAGUGGGCGGCUCAAGUGAGGUUGAAGUGAACGAGAAGAAGGACCGCGUGACGGACGCGCUGAACGCGACGCGGGCGGCGGUGGAGGAAGGCAUCGUGCCGGGAGGGGGCACCGCGCUGCUGCGAUGCGCCGCCAUACUGAAACAGGUGAUCACGGCCAACGCGGACCAGGCCACCGGCAUAGACAUUGUGCAGAAGGCACUGCGCAUGCCCUGCAUGACCAUCGCCCAGAACGCAGGCGUCGACGCGUCGGUCGUCGUCAGCAAGGUGGCCGAGGGCACUGGCGACAUGGGAUACGACGCCCUGAACAACGAGUACGUCAACAUGAUUGAGAAGGGCAUCAUUGAUCCCACCAAGGUUGUGCGAACGGCGCUGACGGACGCUGCGGGAGUGGCGUCGCUGUUGACCACAGCUGAGGCGGUCGUCGCCGAACUGCCCAAAGAGGAGCCAGCCAUGCCUGCUAUGGGAGGCAUGGGUGGAAUGGGAGGAAUGGGCGGCAUGGGUAUGGGAAUGUAGGCGACACCGGUCUAACCUAACCUCACUCUUCCUGGCUGCAGUCGGUCAAAGGACAUUUGUGUGGAAGUACUGUGCGCUUUGUUUUUAUAAUUAUUGUUAUGAACGUGAUCAUUGUAUGUGUCAACUUCCUCAAUGGACCUGGACGGUGGCCAGAACUAGAUUGUAUUGUUAGCAAAAAGUCUGAUGAUAGUUUGUAGUUGAAGUAGAUAUUCGAUUAGCUUUUUUUAUUGUUACCUGUUCUUUUUCAUUCCUUGUCACUCCCCCAUAUUUUUCUAUAUGUUUAUUGUUUGUUCGUAUUACGCAAUCAAAAAGAUUUAAAAAUACAUUGAGAGCUCAAAUAUGUUGUGUCUGUUGAAAAUUGAAAAACAUUCAUUAAAUUCUAUAUUUAUUAAUAAAA